This is a messenger RNA of Candida dubliniensis CD36, 936 nucleotides long. RefSeq lists its product as uncharacterized. Gene Ontology annotation, biological process: lipid homeostasis; nuclear envelope organization. The coding region runs from base 1 to 936 and encodes 311 amino acids. The record is from RefSeq and is a predicted model, not a curated record. Gene Ontology annotation, cellular component: nuclear envelope; nuclear membrane. Lineage: Eukaryota; Fungi; Ascomycota; Pichiomycetes; Serinales; Debaryomycetaceae. The transcript has a single exon.
AUGAUAACUGAAGAAUAUUCAAAUAUAUCUUUUUCAGGAAUAGCCCUGGAAUCCACACCAAUUAAAAGAAAACCACAACAAACAAGUUUUACCGAAUAUGUGACUGUCAAUGAAACGACUAUAAAUAACAAUUCAACAAUACUGCCAACAAACGAAAAACAUCAGAACCAACAACAGCAAUCCAAUAAAGAUGUUGACGAAUUGGAUUCAAUUAUUGAUACACACCCUGAAUUGAAAAUUGCCAGCAAAGAGAAUGGUGAAUUCAAUCCUGUCAAUGUGGCAUACACAAUGUUUACACCCCAAAAGCAACAGAAUCCUGAAAUAAUGCUAACCCCACUGAACAACCCCCUACGACAACAGAGACAACAAGAAACCAAAAACGAGGAUUUGACUAUUAGAUCAACCCAACAAGUUCAAAACAUACUACUAGAUCCGAUGACACCAUAUACUCUAACAUUAUAUUUCCAGUUAUUUUCUAAUGUUAUAAUGGUCAGUAUUAUUAUUUAUAUUGUCUAUCUAACAUAUACAACCAUUAAACAGGAUAUAAGUAUCAAAAUUCAACGAUUGACACUUGAUUUAUUAGACGAAAUUGCUCAAUGUCUGAAACAAUAUACCUUGAAUAAAUGUCAUCUAUCUACUCGACCACCAGCAAUUGAACAAGAAUGUAAUUAUUUGGAUAAAUGUCAAAAUCAAGAUCCAUCUUUGAUUAGUCGAUCAAAUUUGACAAGUGAAAUAUUAGCAGAAAUUAUUAAUUCAUUCUUCAAUAGAUUGAAUUAUAAAAGUAUUAGUAUUGUAUUAAUAUUUCUUAUAAUCAAUUUGGUGUCGAAUUAUUAUAUUAUUGGCAAUUUCCAAUAUAAUGAAAUUAAUCGAUUGAAAAAAUUAGAGUCCAAUGUGAAUCAAGAAUCGAAAUUGGAUACCAAAACAAAUUCAGAUUAG